Messenger RNA from Thelazia callipaeda (thelaziosis nematode), 792 nucleotides. The record is from the annotation of a GenBank genome assembly. NCBI's taxonomy places the organism in Eukaryota, Metazoa, Nematoda, Chromadorea, Rhabditida, Thelaziidae.
AUGACUUUUGACCCAAUUAAGAAUUUGCCAGCUGCGAUGAUUCACUGCCGAAAAAGUUCAUUCAGCACUUUGCAUAUUGAGGAUCUUAACAAAGGGGAUAACUGCAGUAUUGUUAUCAAAAAUGGCGCGGAACGAGGUAUAUAUACAGUUGAUUUGUUCAAGUUCAGGAGUGAAGAGACCAGUAUUGUGAAUGAUGGACAAAUUGUGGCUAAUAGUGCAAAAAGCAUAGUAAUGUUUCCGAGACCUGAAAAUUUGGUCGCUGAAACCUCUCAACAACAGCUAAUAGCAUCAGUAAUGAUGGCUCGUCGCGACUGGGCACAUCAGCAUACCAAUUUAUGGUAUAAUAGUUUCUUUCAAAGUUUGAAGUAUGAUUCAAUUAAAUGUCCUGCACUAAUGUUGAUACCAAUGCCCAUUGUGAUGCCGGUAUUACUACCGAACUCAGAUUUGACGAAAAACCAAUGUAACAACAAUGCCGAUUUUAGAAAUGAAAUAAGAACUGGUAUCCAUUAUCUUAACAGUCCUAAAAACAUCCACUUCGGCAAUUACAAACCAGAAGGACGAUCUGAUAUGCGUUAUAUUAAUGAUAAUCGUGCUUCCAGAGGGCUUCGAGUUCGAACAGAUGGUCCAGUGAUUUUCAGGCAGCAAGCAAUUCAAAUUUCACCCGUGCAAACAAUUCAAGAUCUCAAUAUUCGGCAAAUCAUGUAUCUUACAGAAAAUGGUCAGUUGCGGGAUGUGUCUUCAGAAUCCGGCAAACAGAAUUCUACUUGUCGAAGAAAUAAUUCUAAAAUCUGA